Messenger RNA from Candidozyma pseudohaemuli, 1608 nucleotides. It is a transcript of the gene NAR1, whose product is annotated as Nar1p. The coding region runs from base 1 to 1608 and encodes 535 amino acids. The transcript has a single exon. NCBI's taxonomy places the organism in Eukaryota, Fungi, Ascomycota, Pichiomycetes, Serinales, Metschnikowiaceae. Gene Ontology annotation, biological process: iron-sulfur cluster assembly. Gene Ontology annotation, molecular function: 4 iron, 4 sulfur cluster binding. Gene Ontology annotation, cellular component: cytosolic [4Fe-4S] assembly targeting complex. The record is from RefSeq and is a predicted model, not a curated record.
AUGAGUGCCAUCCUAUCAGCGGACGACCUUAAUGACUUCAUAUCGCCCGGUGUCGCCUGCAUCAAGCCAGUAGAGCUGACUAACCCGGAAAACCAGGAAGCGGGAGAGGUCGAGAUACAAAUAGAUGAGAAGGGAAAUCCUCUAGAGAUAUCCAAGAUCGAUGGCAAGGCCGCUGCGCUUUCUCCAGCGCAAAUUUCUUUGGCAGAUUGCCUAGCAUGCUCUGGCUGUAUUACAUCUGCCGAGGAAGUGCUUGUGGCCCAGCAUUCACAUGAACAGCUCCUACGAGCUAUUGAGGAGAAUCAGACAUCGAACAAGGUGUUUGUGGCGAGCAUAAGCCACCAAUCAAGGGCCUCCUUGGCCCAGGCAUAUGGAUACUCGGUGGCACAGAUGGAUCGUUUAUUGGUCAACUUGUUUGCCAACCAGAUGGGAUUCCAGUAUGUCGUGGGUACUGCCUUGGGAAGAAAGCUCUCUUUGCUUCAAGAAGCUCACGAGAUGUUUGCAAGAAAGCAAGGCGGCCAGAAGGGACCAGUAUUGCUGUCAAUCUGCCCCGGGUGGGUGCUAUACGCGGAGAAGACACACCCUCACGUCUUGCCCAUGCUUUCUGCAACAAAGUCACCUCAGCAGAUCACCGGGUGUCUCCUCAAAACCCUCGUUGCUCGUGAUUUGGGAGUUUCUCGAAGCGACAUUUACCAUCUUUCAAUCAUGCCUUGUUUUGACAAGAAGUUGGAGAGUGCCAGACCGGAAAACACCCCAGUGGAAACGUCUGCUCCUGACGUGGACUGUGUUUUGACAGCAAAGGAGCUCGUGAACCUUCUUGAGACGCUGAAGUACGAACUUUUACCGCCAAACGCCGCUAAGGUUGCAUCUCAGACCUCUAAUAUCUAUCACCAAAUGGCCCCGCCUUCGUGGCCUUACAAAGAGCUCUCUUGGGCUAACGACUCAGGAUCUCAAUCCGGCGGCUACAGCUACAACUACUUGAUGCUUACAAGAAACCACAUGAUGUGUACUCAGCCGGAUGUCUAUCGCGAGGAGGAUUUUGAGGUGGUGAACGUUGAGGGCCGUAACCUGGAUACGUAUGAGAUGAGGUUGAUGCACAAGCCGUCUGGGGACAAGAUUGCCUCUGCGGCGGUAGUCAACGGCUUUAAAAACAUUCAAAAUUUGGUCAGAAAGCUCAAGCCAACUCCCGGCGGAGCUGCCAAACAAGGCAAAGUUAACCCCCUUGCAGCUCGAAGAAGAGCCAGAAUGGGAGGAAAAAAUGGCACCUCAGGACUGGAGGCACCUUCUGAAGUUUCAGAUGCCUCCAAAUGUGACUAUGUCGAAGUUAUGGCAUGUCCUGAUGGGUGUAUUAAUGGAGGUGGUCAAAUAACCAGGCCACAGGACGUGACGGAGAAAGAGUGGCUUUCUCAAGUCAAGGAUAUUUAUCACAGCAUCGGGGCAGUGGAUCUCUCAAGCAUGGACAAUACAAAAAUGGCCGAAGAAAUAGAGAAGUGGGCCACGGGCUUCUGUGAGGAAUCCAACAUCCCUUCGGAGCGCCUCUAUAUCACACACUUCAACGAGGUGGAGAAGCCCACAGACCCCAAUGCUGUACUUUUGGGAGCAAAAUGGUAA